AUGAAGCGUGAGUUCUCUGAACUGGAGGAUGAUGCUCCCAUCAAACGUAGCAGACAACUGGAAGGGAUUGUUUCUCAUCUUCCAUCUAAAGCAGAUGUUCUAGACCAUAUUAAAUUUCAUAUUGAUAUACCAUCAAAGGGUCCAACUUUCCUAGAUUUACCUUGGGAUAUUCAACAAAUGAUUUUAGACUACUUGAGUGUUUCUGAUCGAAUGUCCCUUUCCUCAGUCAAUAAAAGUUAUCGAUUUGCCUUGCAAUCUAUUUUGUUUAAAAGAAUUAAAACAGAUUGGAAAAGAUUGGUUACUCCCGAAGCCAGAAAAUUCCUUGACACAUAUAAGUACUUCAUUUUAGAAUUACGGAUAACAGAAGCAGAUUUGUAUGGUGAAUGGCAAGUUGAUAUCAAUGAUUAUAUUUAUGAUUUGACAUCCUUAAGAUAUUUGGUGUUCCAUUCCAAGGGAAGUUCAUCUUGGCUAAAAUAUAGAGCAAAUCAUUAUAUCAACAAGCUAUCUUUGGUCCAAGAUGAUAGGAAAUCAGAAUUGUUGAAACCCAACUUUUCCCUUCUGCAUGUGGUGGGGUUUGCUAAUUUGGCAACUCUUCAUUUAACUAACUAUAGUUGUGGUUGGUAUGAAGGUAUAGACACCAUUUCAUUAAGAGAAAUAUACUUGACUGAUUGUGUUUGGGAAUACCCCUUUCAUCUUUGUCAAUUCAACCCCAAGAAUGAACUUCGAAAGUUGCAUUUAACUUAUACUGGUUAUAAUUCAUUUGUUAGUGGAGAAAGAUGGAACAAACUUUGGGAAUCCAAUUUAGAUGGCCUUGCAUCUUUAGAAGUAUUAGAAGUCUAUUUAGAGGGUGUCAGAAGAGAAAAAGACCUUACAUUCAGCAUAUUAACUACAUGUCUUAAGCUGCCUAAUAUGCUUUUUCUAAAGUUAAGAGGAUGGACCAUAAGUUUAAACAACUUAUACUAUUAUUUGAGACGGUUCCAAAAGGGUGAUACCCGUUUAAUAACAAUGGAGUUGGCAAUUAGAUGCCAAGAUGAUGAUUACUACAAGGAAAAAAUUAGAGAUUAUUGUCAGCACCAACUUGGGUUUGGAAUAGAACUUUCUACGUUACCUCCUUUGGAACACCCAGCAUGGCCAUAG
This is a messenger RNA of Lizanozyma spartinae, 1137 nucleotides long. Its product is annotated as F-box protein. Lineage: Eukaryota; Fungi; Ascomycota; Pichiomycetes; Serinales; Debaryomycetaceae. The transcript has a single exon. Gene Ontology annotation, molecular function: protein binding. The record is from RefSeq and is a predicted model, not a curated record. The coding region runs from base 1 to 1137 and encodes 378 amino acids.